Molecule: messenger RNA, 1039 nt
Organism: Theobroma umbraticum
Lineage: Eukaryota; Viridiplantae; Streptophyta; Magnoliopsida; Malvales; Malvaceae
Product: lactoylglutathione lyase family protein / glyoxalase I family protein
Molecular function (GO): metal ion binding; lactoylglutathione lyase activity
Source: RefSeq, a predicted model, not a curated record
GAAAAGCUUUAGUAUUGGAUAAUCUAAAAUCUAUAAAUCCAUUGAGCGACGCAUAGCCACAGCCCACUUCUUCACUCUCACCAACUCAUAAAAAUUCAAAGGAUCGAAUCCGAUUUAGGUUGUAUUCAAUGGCAUCAUCAGGCUUGAAAGAAUCAGCUGCUAAUAACCCUGGACUUCAAUCUACCCCUGAUGAAGCCACCAAAGGCUAUUUCAUGCAGCAAACUAUGUUUCGAAUUAAGGAUCCAAAAGUGAGUCUUGAUUUUUACUCUCGUGUAUUAGGCAUGUCGUUGCUUAAGAGGAUAGAUGUUCCAGAAUUGAAGUUUACCUUGUACUUUUUGGGCUACGAGGAUGUUGCAUCAGCUCCAAGUGACCCAAUUGAUAGAACAGUUUGGACCUUUGGAAAACCAGCAACAGUUGAACUAACGCAUAAUUGGGGUACUGAAAGCGACCCUGACUUCAAAGGAUAUCACAAUGGCAAUUCAGAUCCUCAUGGCUUUGGGCAUAUUGGCAUCACUGUGGAUGAUACACGCAAGGCAUGUGAGAGAUUUGAACGCCUUGGAGUAGAGUUUGUCAAAAAACCGGAUGAUGGCAAGAUGAAAGGAUUUGCAUUCAUUAAGGAUCCUGAUGGUUACUGGAUCGAAAUCCUUGAUUUCAAAACUAUUAGAGAAGUAGUUAGGGGUUUGGCUUGAGUUAAUGCAUCAGAAACUUCAGGAAACAGGGUUACACAUUGCCUCAGCUUCAGUCUCUAUCCCAAUACAUCAUUUCUUCUGCUUUUCCAGAUCAUCUCCAGAGUGGACCUCUGCCCUUCCCAUCCAUGGAAAUUUCAAUAAAAGCACAUUGUGUUUCCGGUGUGUUUUCUCCUGCUUGUCAUUGUCAACUACUUCAAACAGAAUAAUGGGAAUUCUUUUUUUUUUUUGAAAAGUAGAAUAAUGGGAAUUUUUAACUGUGGCUUUUUAAAUUGUUGGUUUUGUGAAACCAGAGUGAACUUUUUAGACUAUUCUAGCCGUUUUGUAUGAAUUGUUUCAAGCAUUACCAUAAA